AUGCUGCUACAAAACAGUUUUGCUAUAGUGCAAAGUGCAGAUGCAGCCAAAAAACAUUCCAAAGUCGAUGAUGGAAGGCGAAACUCCAAGCUUUUUGCCCAGCAACAUAAAAUGCCCACAAGAACAGUUCUCAUCAAAAGGAGUACAAAAGAAGAUCUAAUAAUGGCCAAGAGAAUGAAAGCUUUAGGGUUGCCUUAUCCAAUGACUUCCAAUUUUCACACCACCAAUGAUGCUCGUCCAAAUACAGCCUUUGCUACUGUUCAAUAUAAUAGGCACAAUUUUAGAGCCAAAACAACCAUGAACGGUUGGGCCCCAAGUACGUCAGCUGUUCAGGCCAGCUAUGCCAAUCUCUGGAUUACUAAUGGCCCUAUACAUGACAUCAGUGUUCUUCAAGAUGGUUGGGGAGCAGAUGGCUAUAAAUUCACAGGCUGCUUUAAUUAUCUUUGUCCAGGAUUCGUACAAGUUCACCGUCAAAUAACCCUUGGUCUUGAUGGAGAAUGGUGGCUCAAGAUUUUCAACCAAUUCGUCGGUUAUUGGCCACAAAAAGUGUUCGUUUUGUACGGUGGUGCCAAUAACGUUGUGUGGGGAGGUCAGGUUUUCAGCCCUGCAAAUGAGCCAAGACCGGCAGUGGGGAGUCGCCAUUUCCCUAAAGAUGGUCUUCAAAACAAAGCUGCCUACUUAUGCCUGAUUGUUACGAGGCUAAGCUUGUUGAUGGUGCUGUCCAGGGUAUCAAAUAGCGUACGUGGUCACGUUUUCGGUCGCGUCGCGUUUAUUGCGGUUGCUGACAAAACGGAUGCCAUCACGUUCACUGCGGGUGUGCGGUCGUGA
Molecule: messenger RNA, 828 nt
Organism: Hibiscus syriacus
Lineage: Eukaryota; Viridiplantae; Streptophyta; Magnoliopsida; Malvales; Malvaceae
Exons: 6
Coding region: 1-828 (275 amino acids)
Source: RefSeq, a predicted model, not a curated record